UACCUGACCUUGCCUUACACCUGCCCAUUGCUGAAGAGAUGAUACUUGAUAGCGAAUUGAUGUACAUGUACUUGUAUAUGCACACUGUAUGUGCGGCUCAACACAUUACGUCAUUGGCGAAAGCCUCAUAUCUAGACUGGCAUAAAUACGUUACCUCGAGCCCUCUCUCGCACCAUGCCAAGGUCACUUCUUCCAGGUUUGGAAAAAAAGUUCUUGCCUCCUCGACAAUCCAUUUUGUGUGUGCUUAGUGCCAGCAGAAGGUAACCGGUAUAUUUCUGGAGUUACCCUGUAUGUUCAGCUCAACCAAGACUAUUGUAUAGAGGAAUAGUGGGUUUCAAUUGACAACUGCUCUAUUCAGCUGCAAUUCACUGCCUUCAUUGCGUCUACAGCCUCAGCAUGGCUAGUGCAAGUGAUUACCGACGCUGUCCCGCUGGUCGCAAACCAGAUCGGACAAUCGUCGUGAUGGGAAAAACAGGCAACGGAAAGUCUGCCGUGGCAAACGUACUGGCGGGAAAGUAUAGCGGCGGCCUCUUUCCGGAAUCCAGCAGCCCCGCGAGCCAAACACGUGGUUUGCCGACGCACACCGUCCUAGUGUCGUACGCUGGCAAAGACCAUGCCAUUAAGAUUGUGGACACCAUCGGCUACGGGGACACAUCUCUUUCCGAAAAGGAUGUCCUACACGCACUGGCUAAGGUGGCUCAGACGUGCACCGGGGGAAUCAAUCAGAUUCUCUUUGUCACACGUGGUCGAUUCACUCAGGAGGACAAAACCACCAUGGAUGCGAUGAUGAACAUAAUCUUUCAGCCCGACGUGGCCAACUUCUCGACUAUCGUUCGCACAGCAACACCGGCCAAAGAACUGGACGAAGCUGUGGUAGCUGCUAAGACUGCCGAGUAUCGCCAGGAGAUGAUCAGGCUGCACCCGAAUCUCGCCCAGAUCGGUACCUUUCUCAUGAUCAGCAACCCGGACGAUGGUGACGAACGCAGCAUGCAGAUGCGCCGACGCUCUCGCAAGACUCUUCUCGACCACGUGAUACUGCAUUACAUGCAGUGCUAUGCGACUCGAAGUUACACCAGUGCUGUGGCAAGGGUCAACAAACACCUGGACGCACAAACUGCCCAGCAGGAGAAGCAGAAGCGCCAGGAAGCGGAGCGGAAACGCCUCCAAGCGGAGCUAAAGGCCAGAGAAGCGGAGCAGGCGAGACUUCGUCGGGAGCAGCAAAGACAAGUCCGGGAGAUGAGGCGUGCCAAUGCGGAGCUCCAACAAAAGGCAGCAGAGUCGCAGGGUGAUGACGACUGCAUCAUCUUGUGAUCUCUUCAUGCUCCACAGUGCAAAGUGCAACAAGGUAGCACGGUGGUGGACUGUACGUUGUGUUCCAAUUCGUUGUGGCGGUAUUGUUUUCGUCUCGUCGUGCCAGAAACAUGGCCUAUAGGCAAUAGGCUAUACAUGUACAUGUACAUGUACUUGAGAAAACACCAAUAGCUUACUUGUAUGCAUUGUAUUAUUUCAGUUAGAGCCCUUGAGCACUGUUGCAAGUCAAGGGCAACUCUGCUUGGGGACAGUUGUACAUGUACAUGUAGUACACACUAUUAUUGAUUUGGUGCAAGGCUCCUACUUUACUUUCGCCUAAGACUGUGGCACUGUACACAUAUUUGAGUGUGAUACUUGAUAAUUGUGUAUAUUGUACUCCCAUUGCUUCCUGUUAACGCAAACUGGCAGUCAUUUUCACCUGAAGCGAAAAUAGUGAGCACCAUUGUAGUACCAGAUAUUACCAUGUGCAUGUAAGUCCAGGCGCCUCAGAGUCCAAUUUUUAUUAGACUUCUCUUGUGUUUGCAUCGUGAAAACUUUUUCCUCAUUUUCCACUUUUCUACUUUAUUUUGUCUUCCCAUUAUUUAAGAUGCUAGUUUGUUUUGUUGUUCGGUUCUGCUGCAUUGCCGCUCUUCUUGUCAAAUAAACUGUGCGCAGUUA
This is a messenger RNA of Sycon ciliatum, 1968 nucleotides long. RefSeq names its product GTPase IMAP family member 4-like. The transcript has a single exon. Lineage: Eukaryota; Metazoa; Porifera; Calcarea; Leucosolenida; Sycettidae. Bases 397 to 1311 code for a protein of 304 amino acids. The record is from RefSeq and is a predicted model, not a curated record. Gene Ontology annotation, molecular function: GTP binding.